AUGUUCAAGUUAAGAUACGCGAUCUUGGCUUGCGUGUUGGUAUCUGAUCGCAUUGCUUUUCUGGUCUUCUCAUGGGCUUCUGCAGCUCUCCAAGCCUCUGCGCUCCAUUUGGGUUCAGUAUCGGCAUCGUCCAAGCGAGAUGUCAUCCCGCCCAAGGAACACUAUGGCUACGCACCCUAUAAGCCCGCUGAGCCGAAGUACACGCCCCCGAAGAAGGAAGAGCCGAAGUACCCACAGCCACCGGUUUACAACCCUCCGAAGCCCCCACAGCCACCGGCUUACGACCCUCCGAAGUACAAACAGCCUCCAGUUUACCAGCCUCCGAAGUAUAAUCAGCCUCCGGUUUACCAGCCUCCGAAAUACGAGCAGCCCCCGAAGAAGGAAGAGCCGAAGUACGAGCCGCCGAAGUACAAUCAGCCCCCCAAGAAGGAAGAACCGAAGUACGAGCAACCAAAAACCCCACCACCAUCACCACCACCAGCCAAGCCCGACUAUCCCAAGUAUGAUGCCCCAAAGCCCGCCCCGCCAGUUCCACUUCCCAAGCCCCAGGAGCCCAAAUACGCAGACGGCCCAAAGUACUCGCCCCCCGCCUACACUCCGCCAAAGUACGGCGGCUACGGUGGUCAUUGA
Puccinia triticina is the source of this 630-nucleotide messenger RNA. RefSeq lists its product as uncharacterized. NCBI's taxonomy places the organism in Eukaryota, Fungi, Basidiomycota, Pucciniomycetes, Pucciniales, Pucciniaceae. The coding region runs from base 1 to 630 and encodes 209 amino acids. The record is from RefSeq and is a predicted model, not a curated record. The transcript has 3 exons.